AGGAUGUCCUGAGUGUUGCGGAAGGUCGAGCUUGCACCACCAAAACCCAAGCGGUUCUAAUGUACUGCGUGUACAAAAGAUGGGGAGUUCUAGAAGGUUCAUCUUUAGCGAGCGUGGGAAAGAUCUACACCAUCUACAGCAAAUUCACCAACUCAUCUAGCACCCGAGCAGCAAUAAUUCGUAAACGGAUUCUACAACAUGUACAUGAUACAGUGGAAGGCAUCCAACAAACUGACGCAACUGAUACAGCAGUAUUUUUCCACUUUGGUCUGAACAUACUACUAACAUAUUCUGAAGGGAAAGACAAACAAAAUACCGCUUCAGCGUACAAAGAUUGGCUUUAUGGGGUCGGCAGCACUGAAUUCCAUCACAAUACAGAGUACCCAAAUACGAGAUGCACAUGUCACCACAACAACCAAGGUGAGAAAACUACAAUAGAUUCACAAACAGAAUUUUCAACCGGAUAUGGUGCAUCAGGACACACAGAAGAAACAUCAACAACCAAUAAAGCUACAAAUUCGUCCCACGAUUACGAAGACACGAAUAACUACGGUUCAACGGAUGCUGAAGAUCUAAUUGAUAUUCGUACAACCGAAGAUGGGGGAGUAGGAGAAACGGAUGAACCAAAAGAGGGAUCAACCACACAAGAUUCAAAUUCAUCUCACGCCAAAGAAGAUUCUAAACAUCACAAUUCAACAGAUGGUGUUGGUUCCACUGAUGAUGGUACAUCGGCCGAUGGUGAAACAGAAGAAACGGAUGACACAAAAGAAGGAUCAACCACAAAAGAUUCAAAUUCAUCUCACAACACAGAAGACAGUAAACAUCACGAUUCAACGGAUGAUGUAGGUUCCACUGAAGUUGGCACAUCCGCAGAUGGUGAAAUAGAGGAAACGGAUAACACAGAAGAGGGAUCAACCACAAACGAUUCAAAUUCAUCUCACCACGCAAAAGACACUAAACAUCACGAUUCAAAGAAUAGUUUAGGGUCUACCGAAGUUCAUACAUCUUCAGAUGGUCAAACCGAAGAAACAGGUCACACAAAAGAAGGUACAACCACAAAAGAUUCAAAUUCAUCUCACGACACAGAUAGCACUAACCAUUACGAUUCAACAGAUGAUAUUGAUACAACCGCUUAUGGUAAAACAGAAGAAACGAAUGACACAAAAGAGGGAUUAACUACAAAAGAUUCAAAUUCAUCUCACGAUACAGAGAACACUCAACACAAUGAUUCAAGGGAUGAUGUAAAUUCCACCGAUGACGGUACAACCGCACAUGCUGAAACAAAAGAAACAGGUGACACAAAGGAAGGACCAACCACAAAAGAUACAAAUUCAUCUCACGACACAAAAGACACUAAACAUAAUGAUUCAAAGAAUGGGUUAAAUUCCACCGAUGAUGGUACAACCGCACAUGCUGAAACAGAAGAAACGGAUGAUAGAAAAGAAGGAUCAACCACAAAAGAUUCUAAUUCGUCUCACGACUCAGAAGGCAUACACCACAAUUCAACAGAUGAUGUAGGUUCCACUGAUGUUGGUACAUCGGCAGAUGGUGAAACUGAUGAAACGGAUGACACAAAAGAAGGAUCAACCACAAAAGAUUCAAAUUCAUCUCACGACACAGAAGACAGUAAACAUCAGGAUUCAACGGAUGGUGUAGGUUCCACCGAAGUUGGCACAUCCUCAGACGGUGAAACAGAGGAAACGGAUGACACAAAAGAAGGAUCAACCACAAAAAAUUAUAAUUCGUCUCACGACACAGAAGGCAAACAUCAAGAUUCAACGAAUGGUGAAGAUUUCACCCAUGUUGGUACAACCGCUCAUGAUGAUACAAAAGAAACGGAUGACUCAAAAGAAGGAUCAUCCACAAAAUAUUCUAAUUCGUCUCACGACACAGAAGACACGAAACAUAAUGAUUCAAAGGAUGGUGUAAAUUCCACCGAUGAUGGUACAACCGCACAUGCUGAAACAGAAGAAACGGAUGAUACAAAAGAAGGAUCAACGACAAAAGAUUCUAAUUCGUCUCACGACUCAGAAGGCAUACACCACAAUUCAACAGAUGAUGUAGGUUCCACUGAUGUUGGUACAUCCGCAGAUGAUGAAACAGAAGGAACGGAUAACACAAAAAAGGGAUCAACCACAAAAGAUUCUAAUACAUCUCACGACACAGAAGAUAAACAUCACGAUUCAACGGAUGGUGUUGGUUCCACUGAUGUUGGUACAUCCGCACAUGGUGAAACAGAAGAAACGGAUGACACAAAAGAAGGAUCAACCACAAAAUAUUCUAAUACAUCUCACGACACAGAAGGCACUAACCAUUACGAUUCAACAGAUGGUGUAGGUAGUUUCGAUAUUGGUACAACCACACAUGGUGAAACCGAAGAAACGGAUGAUACAAAAGAUGGAUCAAACACAAACGAUUCAAAUUCAUCCCACUACACAAACGAAACUAAACAUCACGAUUCAACGGACGGUGUAGGUUCCAAUAAUGUUGGUACAUCCGCAGGUGGUGAAACAGAAGAAACUGAUAACACCAAAGAAGGAUCAACCACAAAAUAUUCUAAUUCGUCUCACGACACAGAAGGCAAACAUCAAGAUUCAACGGAUGAUGAAGAUUUUACCCAUGUUGAAGAUAAUAAAGAUAACAAAUCAACGGAUGGUGUAGGUUCAACCACACACGGUGAAACAGAAGAAACAGAUGACACAAUCGAAGGAUCAACAACAAAAGGUUCAAAUUCAGCUCACGACACAGAUGACACAAAAACUAUUGAUUCAACGGAUGAUGAUGGUUCCAGCGAAGAUGAUACAAGUGGAGGUGGUGGAAAAGGGGAAAAGGAUGAAUCCAAAGAAGGAACAACCACAAUAGAUUAUUAUAAUUUCACGCACGAUUCUGAAUUAACUCAUAAUUCUGGGUCAACGGAUGACGCUGGUCCAACCGAUGUUGAUACAACCGGAAAUGGAGGGAAAGAAGAAACUGAUGACUCCAAGGAAGGAUCAACCACCUUAAAAGAUGAUAACACGAACGAAGAUAUUGAUGGCACUCCCGAAGAAGAGUAUACGUUUGGCGGUACUUCUGACCGGGAACAUAGGAAUGGCGAUAAUGGCAAAGAAGGCGGUAAAGGAAAGAAGGAUAAUAACGGUAACGGAAAUGAAAGUAAUGAAAAUAAUAGUAAUGAAAGUAAAAGUAAUGAAAAUACUGAAAAUGGAAACAAUGAUACAGGACCAAAUGGUAAAAAGAGGGAUAAGAACGAUAAUGGAAAAAAUGGUAAAAAUGAAACACCUCGUUCAGAAAACGAAUCGGAAGAUGUUUCUCAAUCAAAUGAUGAUAGAAGUGAUGUGAGGGACAGUAAAAAUAAUAUUUCCUCUAGUGAAAAUGAAGAUGCAAAUGGUGAGAAGAACCAUAAUAAAGGGAAAGGCAAAGGUAGUGAUGAAAAUAGUUCUGCAGCAAAUGACGAUAACAACUCGAAAGAGAAAGAAAAGGGUUCUUCUGAUAAUUCUAAAGAAAAUGAAGAUCAACAUUCAAAGGAUAAUAGUUCC
This is a messenger RNA of Gryllus bimaculatus (two-spotted cricket), 3533 nucleotides long. Lineage: Eukaryota; Metazoa; Arthropoda; Insecta; Orthoptera; Gryllidae. The record is from the annotation of a GenBank genome assembly.